Molecule: messenger RNA, 4241 nt
Organism: Corvus hawaiiensis (hawaiian crow)
Lineage: Eukaryota; Metazoa; Chordata; Aves; Passeriformes; Corvidae
Gene: CCP110
Product: centriolar coiled-coil protein 110
Exons: 16
Coding region: 622-3780 (1052 amino acids)
Biological process (GO): centrosome duplication; regulation of cytokinesis; centriole replication
Cellular component (GO): centriole
Source: RefSeq, a predicted model, not a curated record
CUGUUCUUGAUAAAACGUGGGGAACGGGGGCUGUUCCCGGUGUAACGAUAAAGUAAAUAGUGCUCAUGGAAGGAAAGGUAGCGCUGUGCAGAGAGUCGCGGCAGACCCGUGCGUAUGGAGAGCGUUGAGGGCUUUCCGCAGCUGUGCCAGGUAGCUCAUUAGAAACACAGCACCCACAGUGGUUAUUUUCCAGCUCACCGGCGGUUUGUUCUAUGCUGUGUGUUUUGUGUAGCUGGCGCUGCAGUGCUGCCUGCCCGCGGGCCGGGCCCGGGAGCCGUGGGAGGAGCGGGCGGCGCGUCCUGCCCGGGCGGAGGCGGCUCCGGCCACCGGCACCCGCCUGAACAACCGCGGAGAGUCCAGAGGCGUGAGCAACAGCGAGGAAAACAACCGGUUAAGUGAAGGCUGGAGAAACUGGGCACGUUUAGUCUAGAAGUGGAAUAGCAAAGCCGAGGAAAUAGCAGCUUGUGUUAACCGUGCUCGCUGAAACUGAUACUUGCGGCGGCACAUUUGUGGUCCCGACUACACAAGGACUGCACAACCGUGCGAUACUUAAUGGGAUGAAGCAGAACAGAUUACACCCGUGCUAACAGGGGAACUUGUCUGGGAGAGCCAUGGGUGGGAAUGGCUGGAAAGCAGAGCACCGGGAUGGCGCUCCAUCCCCACCCAUCCAUCCGAGCUGCGGCUGCCUUCGCUGGGCGCUCGCCUAGACACGGCAGAGCUGUCCCGCGCUUAGAUAACAUGAAGAUGGAGGACUAUGAAAUAUUCUGUAGGAAGCACCUUUCCAGAAUCCAAGAAGAGGCAGUAAAAGGAGAAACCUCUUUGACUGUUCAGCACAAAAACAUCUCCCUCAUUCAAUUCUAUAGAGUCCCUGUGCUUUCUCCUCUGCUUAGCCUUGAAAAGAAAAAGGAAAUACAGCAAUAUAAGAAGAAAGCACUGGACCUAGAGACCAGGAAACGGGAGUCCCGGAAAAAAGCUUUAUUGAAUCGUGUUCAGGAGAUUGUAGAAAAUGUCCAGAUGAAGAAAGGACCUAGCACGAGCGAUGUGAACACUCUGGAGGCUGAGAGUUCUUGCCCUGAUUUGGAUUCAAAGGCUUUGACUGACUUCACAGCUCUAUCAGAUACCAAUUCAACAUGUUCUCCUGAAAGGCACGGUUCCAUGGACCUGGAAAAGACACCAGAACUUAGACCAUCAGAUACUGCAGGGCAAAUGACAUCAAAUAUGACGGAAGCAGUCAAAGCAGCAGAAGAAAAUGUUUCUUCCAAGCCAAGCGAGAGUGGCUUCUCGAAGGACGCUCCUUGUCCGAGGGCUGCAUCUCCUGACAAGGUGUGUAACAAGCUCCCGUCUCACGCCCUGCAAAAGCAGGAGGGACGAGUCGGGUCUCCGUCGGAUGAGGAUGUCCAGGAUCCGUGUGUAAUGAGUCUUCAGAACCUGAUCAAGAGGUCUAGGGAAUGCAUAGAGAAAGAGCAGAGCAAGCGUGCCUCAAAAAGCAGUUCCAAGAGGAGUACGAGUGAGAGUCAUUCGGAUAAAGAAAACGACGGUGUUAAAACAACCGACUCUGUGAAAGAGAGAGCGAAGUUUACAGGCAGAAGUUGCUCUGUUCAGACACUUGAUAAACUCAGUCUUAAUAAAUCAAAUACCCUUCUCCAAGGUGCCUCUACUCAUACAAAUAACACAAGUAUGUCCGCUUUAUCCAGUUUUUCUAAAGUAGACAUACCUAUGAGAGUUGGAACACCCCCUUUGGUGGAUUCUGAUUCAGAUGAGGAAUUGAAAAAGAAUUCUGUGUUUGAGCGUGACAGCAGCAUUGUCAGGAGCCUCACAGGCUCUUACGCCAAAUUGCCAAGCCCAGAGCCAAGCAUGAGCCCUAAAAUGCACCGACGGCGCCCAAGGCCUUUAUCCAUGGGACACAUCAUUAUAAACAACCCUGUGAAUGCUUACGAGCUAAGUCCUAAAGGCAAGGGUAGAGCAAUGGAUUUAAUCAUGCAAGAUAUUGCAGAUAAAAACAACGUGUCUGAAUCGGUGCCAAAGUUCAUGGUGGACUUCACUACAGUUUGCCCUGGCAGAGUUCCUGGUGUCAGCAGGAAUUCUUCAGGCCCCUGUGAUGGGUUGGGGGUUGGCAAAGCAAAUCGCCAUUCCUUCGGGCUCUUUGAAAGCAGAGGAACCGUGUCGGCUACGGUGGAAGGUCACGUGGUGAUGGACAGCAGAGGGCCGUGUAAAGCAGAGACCAGUACUGGUAUGGUGCCUCCAAAAGUGAAUGAGCCCUUUGCCAUCAGUCAGUCUACAGUGACACAGAAGAUCCUGGCUGUGAAUGAAAUGAAACCAGCUACUUUGCCAGAGAACACUAAAUGCAAUUCUCCAGUGGAACUCAAUAAAUCUUAUGACGUAGAAAAUCCAUCUCCACUACUAAUGCAGAGCAAGAAUGUGCGACAGCAGAUGGAUAAUACUCCAAGUGUUGCCUCAGCAAAUGAGCAGUUUCCAGAAAAUUUUGAAAAGGUAAAACGUAGACUUGAUUUGGACACCGACAGCUGCCAAAAAGAAAACAGUUCCUGUGUUCUAAGAGUUGGAAUGGAAGAACAAGAGAAGCAGUGGUUGCAAGAGCAGAAAUAUCCUGUGGGAUCAGUUUACAUUACCAAGAAUGCAGUCCUUGAAAAUAUGGCAAAAGAAGAUAUUUUAAAAACUAAAAUGUUGGCCUUUGAAGAAAUGAGAAAGAGACUUGAAGAACAGCAUGCACAACAACUGUCAAUUCUGAUAGCUGAACAAGAGAGAGAACAGGAGAAAUUGCAGAAGGAACUGGAAGAGCAGGAGAGACAGUUGAAAGGAAAGAAGGUUACUACAACGGAAAUAGAAAUUUCCAAAGUGAAUAUUAACAGUAGGAUGGAGUUGGAGUGGAGGAAAAAAAGUGAAAGUGGCUUGCUGGAAAGUGUGCAGUCUCAGCUGGAGACAGUCCAUAACACAAACUCCACCAGCAUUGGUUUUGCUCAUACAACACCCAACACCUUUGCUUCAACAAGUGAAACUUCAUUCUAUCUCUGGGGACCCUCAGGUAGUGGAGUUAUAAAAACCUCAGUAUGCAGGCCAAGUAAUAGGAUCAAAACUAGGUGGACUCAGGUUUUCAGUCCAGAGAUACAAAUGAAGUUCGACAAGAUCACUGCAGUGGCAAAGGGAUUUCUUACACGUAGACUCCUGCAGACAGAAAAACUGAAACAUCUUAAGCAAACUGUAAAAGAUACUCUGGAAUUCAUAAAAAAUUUUCAGUCUGAAGCCCCAUUGAAAAGAGGAAGUGUGUCAGCACAAGAUGCAUCCCUUCAUGAAAGAGUAAUGGCUCAGCUGCGAGCUGCUCUGUAUGACAUCCAUGACAUCUUUUUCACAAUGGAGGCAUCGGAGAGAAUGAAUAUUCUGCGUCACGAUCGUGAAGUUCGUAAAGAGAAGAUGCUCAGGCAGAUGGAUAAAGUAAAGAGCCCAAGAGAGCGAGUGACACUUUCAACAGCUACGCAGAAAUCUCUGGACAGGAAAAAGUACAUGAAGGCUUCAGAAAUGGGAAUGCCAAGUAAAAAAAUAAUCAUCAAACAAAAAACUCCUGAAAACCGCAUACUUCAACCAAACCAAGGACAGAAUGCCCCGGUUCAUAGACUGCUUUGCAGACAAGGAACCCCUAAGACCUCAGUGAAUGGGGUUGAGCAAAAUAGAAAGAAGGCCUCAGAGAGCAGAGUGUCUAACAAGGCUGUUUCAGGAGCAUAUGCAGGAAGAACCCAAAGAAAGAAGCCAAAUGUUGUGACAAUUUAAGAAGACAGCACUCACUGGGAUAAAAUGGCUGUGUUUUAAUGAUGGCAUUCUCAGCACUGAUUUUUAAUAUUGCAUCUUCUUUACAUAUAUGUAUAUUUAGACAUUAUAAAACCACUUUGUCAUUUUCACGUGACACAUGAACACAAUCAUAUUGAAGUAAUAUGCUUUGAAACUCUCAUACUUGUGGGAAAAUUGCAUGUUAGAACUUGUGUACAGACCAGUAUUAAUAUAUAAAAGAUUCCUAAUCUUGUUUAUUUAAAGACUACCACAGGGCAACAUGAAGGUAAUUUGUGACUUUUUCACACUUUCUAAUUCUAGUGUCUGACAUAUGCUUUUUGCAUUACUUAAACUGCAAUUUCUGUGUAUGAGUGCCACCAUAAGUAAGUCAUAGGUAUGUAUUUAGUUUCAUACCAUAAAGUAAAAGCAGCUAAAUGUGAAAAAACCCCCCAAACUUAAUUUAA